AUGUGUAGGUGUUGUGUGGGAUCGCCUCCUCCAGUGGCAUCGCCUGCCGACGACCAACGGAUAGAAGUGGUGACUUGUCCACUCAUGAGGGAGGAGGCUGGAGAGGAGUCCACCUACGAGGAAAUUUCCAGUGACAUGUACGAGGAGCAGUCAGAUUGUCCACAUUGUGAGAUGCAUCGCAUGAUGAGGGAUGAGGCAGAGGGCACGAGGGCGGCGUCACAAGGCGAGUUAAGCGCAGACGAACAUUUUGAUCUCGAGUUUGGCAUUAACAAGCUCUGUGGUUUGUGUGCUUUGAGAGUUGGAGGAGGCAUAAUUAACAUGUGGAAUGGCGGCUACGUGCAUGGGCUGCACCCACCGAGUUGUGCGAGGCGGAGACAAAGGUACGUAGAAUUGGAGAACGAAAUAAUGGAGGAAGUGAGGCAGAUGGACGCUGAGAGGGUGGUAACGCAUUAG
Messenger RNA from Hydatigera taeniaeformis, 453 nucleotides. The record is from the annotation of a GenBank genome assembly. NCBI's taxonomy places the organism in Eukaryota, Metazoa, Platyhelminthes, Cestoda, Cyclophyllidea, Taeniidae.